Messenger RNA from Zonotrichia leucophrys gambelii, 1801 nucleotides. It is a transcript of the gene SMAD2, whose product is annotated as SMAD family member 2. Lineage: Eukaryota; Metazoa; Chordata; Aves; Passeriformes; Passerellidae. The transcript has 12 exons. Gene Ontology annotation, cellular component: heteromeric SMAD protein complex. The coding region runs from base 189 to 1652 and encodes 487 amino acids. The record is from RefSeq and is a predicted model, not a curated record. Gene Ontology annotation, molecular function: I-SMAD binding; RNA polymerase II cis-regulatory region sequence-specific DNA binding; DNA-binding transcription factor activity, RNA polymerase II-specific. Gene Ontology annotation, biological process: positive regulation of transcription by RNA polymerase II; anatomical structure morphogenesis; SMAD protein signal transduction.
AGAGGAGGUAACGCUGAGGGAAGAGGCGGCGGCCGCACAGCACUCGGGGAGACGGAGGAGGAUAAGGAAGGGGAGAGGAGGAAGAAGGAGGAGAAGGAGCGGUGGCUCUCGGCGGAUCCUGGUGGCUCCCGGGAUCAGGCGGGAAUCUCCAAUUCAUUGCUUGCUGAGUGUCCUCUGUGGUGGAAGUCAUGUCCAUAUUGCCAUUCACUCCACCAGUUGUGAAGAGACUUCUGGGGUGGAAAAAAUCUGCUGGUGGCACUGCAGGGGCUGGUGGUGGUGAGCAGAAUGGUCAGGAGGAGAAGUGGUGUGAGAAAGCAGUGAAAAGCUUGGUCAAGAAGCUAAAGAAAACAGGACAGCUGGAUGAGCUUGAGAAGGCAAUUACCACUCAGAAUUGCAAUACAAAAUGUGUGACAAUACCAAGCACUUGCUCUGAAAUUUGGGGACUGAGUACACCAAACACGAUAGAUCAGUGGGAUACAGCAGGCCUUUACAGCUUCUCUGAACAAACCAGAUCCCUCGAUGGCCGUCUGCAGGUGUCUCACCGCAAGGGACUGCCUCAUGUCAUUUACUGCCGCCUCUGGCGCUGGCCAGACCUGCACAGCCACCAUGAACUUAAGGCAAUUGAAAACUGUGAAUAUGCUUUUAAUCUUAAAAAGGAUGAAGUAUGUGUAAACCCUUACCACUACCAGAGAGUGGAGACACCAGUCUUGCCUCCUGUGCUCGUGCCACGGCACACUGAGAUCCUAACGGAGCUGCCACCUCUGGAUGACUAUACCCAUUCCAUUCCUGAGAACACUAACUUUCCAGCUGGGAUUGAGCCACAGAGCAAUUACAUACCAGAAACACCUCCUCCAGGAUAUAUCAGUGAAGAUGGAGAAACAAGUGACCAGCAGCUGAACCAAAGCAUGGAUACAGGGACACCUUCCACUACCCCAGGUUGCUCCCAGCCCUGUCCAGCCUGGCCUUGGACACUUCCAGGAUCUCCAGCAGAGCUGUCUCCUAGUACUCUCUCUCCAGUUAAUCAUAGCCUGGACUUGCAACCAGUUACUUACUCGGAGCCUGCGUUUUGGUGUUCAAUAGCAUAUUAUGAGUUGAAUCAAAGAGUGGGAGAAACCUUCCAUGCGUCUCAGCCUUCCCUGACUGUAGAUGGCUUUACAGAUCCAUCAAAUUCAGAGCGAUUUUGUCUAGGUCUGCUUUCCAAUGUAAACAGAAAUGCUACAGUGGAAAUGACAAGGCGACAUAUAGGCAGGGGAGUGCGUCUGUACUACAUUGGCGGAGAGGUUUUUGCCGAGUGCCUGAGUGAUAGCGCGAUCUUCGUUCAGAGCCCCAACUGCAAUCAAAGAUACGGCUGGCAUCCUGCAACUGUGUGCAAGAUUCCUCCAGGAUGCAAUCUAAAAAUCUUUAAUAACCAAGAAUUUGCUGCUCUUCUGGCUCAAUCUGUGAAUCAGGGCUUUGAAGCAGUUUAUCAGCUGACUAGAAUGUGUACCAUAAGAAUGAGCUUUGUUAAAGGAUGGGGGGCUGAAUACAGGCGGCAGACGGUAACAAGCACUCCUUGCUGGAUUGAGCUUCACCUGAACGGGCCUCUACAGUGGCUGGACAAAGUAUUGACUCAGAUGGGCUCCCCUUCAGUUCGCUGCUCCAGCAUGUCCUAAAACUCUCCUCUGUCACCUGUGGGCUAAAAACCGAGUCCAGUCAACAGACUUAAUAUAACAGCUCGUCUGUCGUAGUAUUUGUGUGUGGUCCCCAUGAACUGUUUACUAUCUAAAAAGGUUUUUUAAAAAGGAAAAAAAAAAAAAAAGAA